AUGAAGACAACGUCGCAACUACCGUGCAGCGUCGAUCCAAUCAGUCCAGCGCAUGGAGCCGGCAAGGGGAUCCCACCAGAGGAGAGCUCUAAUGCUCCUCAAUCUCCCAAUCAACCUGUUCUCUAUAGAGAUAGAGAUCAAGUGGGAGAUGAGGAAAAUGCUAUCGACACCCCACGGCCGAAGGAGCUGUCCAAGACCCCACCAAAUGUGAGCAAUUCCGGGGCCUUGACUACUCGAGGUUUGACACUCGUUCGGACGAGGGAAUCAGGAAAGGACUUGGGCCCCCCUCCGGACGGCGGCUUCGGCGCAUGGUUCCAAGUGGCCCUUGCCCAUUUUGUUAUCUUCAAUACCUGGGGCUAUAUCAACAGCUUUGGCCGGCCGCCCUCUGAUAUAUCCUGGGUUGGCAGUAUUCAGAUCUUUCUACUGUUCUUCAUAGGGACUUUCUCGGGACGUGCCACCGACGCCGGAUACUUCAAAGUCAUCCUGAUUCUCGGGGCCAUACUCGAGCUAUUUUGCAUCUUCAUGACUUCCCUGUGCACUCAGUACUGGCAACUGUUUCUGGCACAGGGGAUCGGCCAAGGGAUUGGCUGCGGGCUCAUGUUUUGCCCGACUAUUGCUUUGAUUCCGACGUACUUUACCAAGAAACGAGCCAUCGCGAUUGGCAUAACAGCCUCGGGAUCGGCCACAGGAGGGCUGGUCUUUCCGGCAGUAGUCAUGCGGCUUCUACCCCAAAUUGGGUACGGAUGGACGGUACGAACGUUGGGCUUCAUUUCGCUAGCCACGUUGACACCUUGCUUAAUCUUUCUUCAGCAAAGGCUGCCGCCCCGUCGUAGUGGACCACUGAUCGAAUUGAAAGCCUUCCGGGAGACUUCCUAUGCGCUUUUUGCGCUGGGAAUGUUCCUGAACUUUUGGGGUCUCUACGUGGGAUUCUUCUAUAUCAGCAGCUUUGCGCAAGACAUCGUCGGCGUCUCGGAGUCUACCUCGAUUGAUGUGCUCCUGGUGAUGAACGGGGUGGGCCUGGUGGGUCGCUUGAUCCCCAACCUACUGGCGGACUGGUACACAGGUCCGUUGAAUAUGCUCAUCCCCUUCAGCCUGAUAACUGGGGUCGUGGCCUAUUGCUGGGCGGUGGUAGGGAGCUAUAGAGGUCUGUACGCUUUCAGUGCCUUCUAUGGGCUUGCAGCGGCCGGCAUUCAAUCCUUGUUCCCCGCCACAUUAAGUACAUUGACGACCGACUUGAAGAAGACAGGGGUUCGCAUGGGGAUGGUAUUGAGUGUGGUGGCAGUGGCCGCCCUCAUUGGCACGCCUAUCGCAGGAGCUCUGGUAGAUCGGGACGGCGGACAAUAUCUAUACGCACAGAUGUUCAUGGGAAGUGCCAUCCUAGCGGGCACAUUGACUUUGAUUGCAGCGCGCACAAGCAAAUUAGGUCUGUCCUGGCAAAGCGCCUGA
Molecule: messenger RNA, 1446 nt
Organism: Aspergillus aculeatinus CBS 121060
Lineage: Eukaryota; Fungi; Ascomycota; Eurotiomycetes; Eurotiales; Aspergillaceae
Product: putative MFS monocarboxylate transporter
Exons: 2
Coding region: 1-1446 (481 amino acids)
Biological process (GO): transmembrane transport
Cellular component (GO): fungal-type vacuole membrane
Molecular function (GO): transmembrane transporter activity
Source: RefSeq, a predicted model, not a curated record